AGAAGAAGAAGAUUAGAAGAGUGAGAAAAGCAAAGAGAACAGUGUAACCAAACUGAGACGAAGUCUCACAACACUGUUGCAGCCAUGGCUGAGAAACAACGAAAGCGAAAGCGAACUGUAAGGUAAACUUCGACACAAACUCACGAACUCAACAAAAAAAAAAACAGAGUUAGCAGAGGAAGACGAAGACAUCGGAACUUGCCUUUCAAGUCAAACGCGACUGCGAUCGCUUUUUUUGCUGAUCGGAUAUGUUGUUUGUUACCGGCGUCGGAGGCGGUGGCGGUUGCGGCUGACGGUGGCGGAAUAGAAACCGAGACUAAGACCAGUGCCGAAGGAGAACAACAACGACAAUCAUGAAGAAAGGGAAGGGGAAGAACAACGGCUUGCUGCCGAAUUCCUUGAGGAUCAUCUCUCUUUGCCUCAAAACUGUCUCCACCAACGCCACCACCGUUGCUUCCACCGUACGCUCCGCCGGCGCCUCCGUUGCCGCUUCAAUUUCCUCUACUUCCGAGGAUCACAAAGACCAGGUAACCUGGGCUGGUUUUGAUAAACUAGAGAUUGAUCAAUCUACCUUCAAACAUGUCCUGUUACUUGGUUAUCUAAACGGAUUUCAAGUUCUUGAUGUGGAGGAUGCUUCUAGGUUCAGUGAGUUAGUCUCGAAGCGCGACGGUCCGGUUUCUUUCUUACAGAUGCAGCCGUUUCCUAUAGGAUGCAAUGGCCAAGAGGAGGGGUUCAGAAAGUCGCAUCCGUUGCUGUUGGUUGUUUCUGGCGAUGAUGCUGGUAAUGGAAACCAAAACAGUAACAAUUUGAGUGGUUUAGGAAGAGAUGGUAAUGUGGAGACUCUACCUGGGAAUAGUGGAAACUAUGCGACGGCUGUUCGGUUUUACUCCUUGAAGUCUCAAUGUUACGUUCAUGUUCUGAGAUUCCGAACUUCCGUGUGUAUGAUCAGAUGUAGUUCGCGGAUUGUAGCUGUUGGUCUUGCCACCCAAAUAUACUGCUUUGAUGCUGCAACCCUUGAGAAUAAGUUCAGUGUUCUAACUUACCCUAUUCCCCAGCUUGCUGGACAAGGAAAAACUGGUGUUAAUGUUGGUUAUGGUCCAAUGGCUGUGGGUCCAAGGUGGUUAGCAUAUGCUUCCAACAGCCUGCUUCCAUCAAAUUUAGGUUGCUUAAGCCCACAAAACCUUGGUGUUUCUCCUGGAGUUAGUCCAUCAACUUCUCCAAGCAAUGGUCAUUUAGUGGCUCGUUAUGCAAUGGAGUCCAGUAAACAUUUGGCCGCUGGAAUAAUCAAAUACUGUCAAGAGCUGCUUCCUGAUGGUUCUGCUUCUCCAAUUCCGUUGAAUUCAGGUGGGAAAGUCGGCAGGGUUACAGGAAUUGAUAUGGAUAAUGCAGGCAUGGUAGUUGUUAAGGAUUUUGUUUCCAGAGUUGUCAUUUCACAAUUCAAAGCUCACUCAAGUCCUAUAUCUGCACUAUGUUUUGACCCUAGUGGGACCCUUCUUGUCACUGCAUCAGUCUAUGGGAAUAGCAUCAAUAUAUUCCGGAUAAUGCCGUCACGCACAUACAAGGGUUCAGGAGUUCCAGGCUACAACUGGAGCUGUUCUCAUGUGCAUCUUUAUAAACUUCAUCGUGGAAUAACACCAGCUAUGAUUCAGGACAUUUGUUUCAGUCAUUUUAGUCAGUGGAUUGCUAUUGUCUCAUCCAAAGGAACUUGUCAUCUUUUUGUUUUGUCACCCUUUGGAGGUGAUACUGGUUUCCAAGUAAUUAGUUCUCAGGGUGAAGAACCCUCCCUACUUCCAGUUUUUUCUCUACCAUGGUGGUCUACUUCCUCUUCGGUUUCUCAUCUGCAAUCAUUGCCUCCUCCAGCACCUGUUGUCCUUUCUGUGGCUAGCCGGAUAAAAUAUAGCAGUUUUGGGUGGCUUAAUUCAGUUAAUAAUUCUGCUGCUAAUGCGACAGGAAAAGUUUUUGUUCCGUCUGGUGCUAUUGCUGCCAUCUUUCACAAUUCCUUAUCUCAUUCACAACAACCCAUUAACUCAAAGGAAAACCCCUUGGAAUAUAUAUUGGUAUACACACCUUCAGGUCAUGUAGUUCAGCAUGAACUUCUGCCAUCUGUUGGUUCAGAAACAAGUGAUAGUGUUUCAACGAACCAGUCAACUUCACUCCUUCUGCAGGAGGAUGAGUUCAGAGUCAAAGUUGAACCUAUUCAAUGGUGGGACGUAUGUAGACGGUCAGAAUGGCCAGAAAGAGGGGACCCUUUCAACAAUACAUUCGAUAACGAUAAAGAAGGAGGUAUGGAGAAAGUUCAAGAGAAAAUGUGUUAUGGUAACAUCCAUCGAUUGGAUUUUCUGGAUAUAAGUGAUGGUAUCAGGGAAAAGACGGUUAAACCUUCUAGUGGGAAUCCCCAAGAUAGGUCUAAUAGCUAUCUGUCUAAUGCAGAGGUUCAAGUGAAUUUCAGAGGGCUGCCUAUAUGGCAAAAGUCCAAGAUUGGUUUCUAUACAAUGAGUUGUGUAAGAACUAGUUUUAAUGCUGGUGGAGAGUCUGAAAUUGAAAAAGUGUCUGCUAAAGAAGUUGAAAUAAGACGGAAGGAGCUGCUGCCUGUUUUUGACCAUUUUCACAGCAUCAGACCAAGCUGGAACGAGAGAAGCCUUGCUGGGGAAAGAUAUUUAAGCCCGACGCCUCCUGUUCCCAAUCAUGCUGAAGACAAGGAAACGGCUGAUGUGACGGUUAUUUGUCAUUCAAAUCCAGCUUCAUUGAGUUCCACUGAAAGUUCAGAAGGAGGUUCAUCAAGAAGAAUUGAAAAUCUGCUUGACCUGGAUCAAGUUGCUUCCAGUUACCAAAUGCUUGGUGAAAUAUACCAAGAAAGAAUGGGGGCAAUCAAUGCUGACCCUUCCUUACAAAACCAUUUUGUGAUGGAAAGUCCACUUCUAUCUGGAAACUCAAAACAAGUUGAUUUUCAUGUUGACCAUUGUGCCACUGCCGGUCCAAUAUUCCAGGGGAGAAAUAUGACUUCUGAAGGAAGAGAUUCUGCUGGUAUCGGGAUCAGCGAGGACUCAGCAUUAGUCCAGGAACAGGCUUCAGAUAUAGGUGAAUUUGUGGAAGUAGCCAUGGUAAUGCAAUAUGCAAGUGUCAAGCUAUCUUUCCAGGGUGGCCACUGCAAGACACUGGAGCAUGAUGGAAGUAAUGUGUUAACUGAAGUUGUUGCUGAUGAUGUUGACAGCAGUAGUAGCCUCCGUGAGAAUGCGGAAUUGGAGGAGGAUGGGGAGGAUGAUGAAAUGCUUGGUGGCAUAUUUGCCUUUUCGGAAGAAGGUUGAUGACCGCCGGAGCGCGCCUAUGAAGUCAUCUGUGGGAAAUAUGAAAGCAUUGUGAAUACUGUGAAUAAGAAAUGGCAUAUGUGCAAAAUAUUAGAUUGAUUUGUUUCUUAGUUGGCGAUCUCCGUCUCCGUCUCUCUCCCCUGUACAUUGUGUAGAUUGGAAUUCAUAUUUUCAUGGGUUAGCUAACUUUGGGGCCUAUGUUUGGAAAACUCUGGCUGAGGGUUUGAGUUUGCAUUCACAGUGCUAAGCUGAUCAUUUAUCAAGUUUUUAUGUAAAUACGAACAGUGCUAAGCUGAUCAUUUAUCAAGUUUCCCUUCAAAUUAUAUAACAGUUUUUUUUCUUUUUCAAUUUGGUUAUUAGGACAAGAAAGGAAAGUUGUAAAAGCUCAAUUGGAAGGGUGUUCAUUGAUGUUUCUCCUUCCCUGGAUGCUACUUCAGCUGGUUUUUAAUUUAGUAAAAUGCCCUUGUCAA
Lotus japonicus is the source of this 3775-nucleotide messenger RNA. Its product is annotated as autophagy-related protein 18g-like. Bases 354 to 3305 code for a protein of 983 amino acids. Gene Ontology annotation, biological process: autophagy; response to starvation. Lineage: Eukaryota; Viridiplantae; Streptophyta; Magnoliopsida; Fabales; Fabaceae. Gene Ontology annotation, cellular component: cytoplasm. The record is from RefSeq and is a predicted model, not a curated record. The transcript has 9 exons. Gene Ontology annotation, molecular function: protein binding.